Messenger RNA from Mucor velutinosus, 468 nucleotides. RefSeq lists its product as uncharacterized. Gene Ontology annotation, cellular component: ribosome; mitochondrial large ribosomal subunit. NCBI's taxonomy places the organism in Eukaryota, Fungi, Mucoromycota, Mucoromycetes, Mucorales, Mucoraceae. The transcript is spliced from 2 exons. The record is from RefSeq and is a predicted model, not a curated record. Gene Ontology annotation, molecular function: structural constituent of ribosome. The coding region runs from base 1 to 468 and encodes 155 amino acids. Gene Ontology annotation, biological process: mitochondrial translation.
AUGGCUACUACUUUUCGCCAAGGGUUUAACAAGGUCUAUUUACCCAACAUUGUAUUCAAAUUAGUGAGAGCACCCAAUCUCCAACCUAACCAAGUUGCUUUCCGUGUACCACCCAGCUGUAACAAGUUUGAUAUUCACUCUUAUUUAACCAACAUCUACGGCGUCAAUGUCCAAGAAGUACGCACCAUGAAUUAUGCAACUGUGCACAAGAAGGCACGAAAUGGCAAAAUGGAAGUUCAAUCAUCAGCUUAUAAGAAGGCUAUUGUCACUCUUGACGAAACCUUCCACUGGCCUAAGGAACCAGAGUGGUGUAAAUUAGAUCAGGAACAAGGUAAACUUGGUACAAAGGCUGCUGGUCGCAAAUUGAAGGGAUGGCGCUUCAGAGGAACCGAAGAGGAGAGAACUAAAUUAAAGAAGGUGAAUGAUGAAUUACAAGCAAGGAUGGAGGCCGAACACAAGAAAAAGUAA